Amoebophrya sp. A120 is the source of this 2772-nucleotide messenger RNA. NCBI's taxonomy places the organism in Eukaryota, Dinophyceae, Syndiniales, Amoebophryaceae. The record is from the annotation of a GenBank genome assembly.
GCCGAAUGAAAGAUUAAGAUAUGAUAAUUUCUAUAUCGGUCUCGCAUACUCCUUGUCGCGCGACCGUCGCAUGGUUAGCACUGGUUUAGCUUUUCGUUCGCUUGAUUGCGGAAAACGAGCCACAUGAUUUUUUACUGACACAGCAGCUAUUAGGAAAAAUAAAUACAUAUUAGCAACGAAAAAGCAAUAAAGAUGUCAGCCACUCAGUGUCCGGUGGGCACCAUGGUGUGGAGCGAAUGGACGCCCGGAAACCGCAAAGUCGCUGUGGUUUACGCGUAUUACCCCGAUACCAACUUCUACCACUUAGAUUGGAUCCACCAACGGGCGUUCUGCCACGAUCUUCGCUCUGGUCACGAGAAUGAGGACCGGUUCAAGGUGUAUUGUCAACGACGACCGUGGCAGGUGCACAUAUUAGAUGAUGAAGAUGAAUGCUUGUUAUCAUUUUUACGACCACGACGAUAAUUAACGACUUCGAGGAUGCAAUUCCAUUGAUACUUACACAGCCCACCACGACCUCCAAUUUUACUAUUUGGUUAGCGCAUCGCACGAUUCCUCCAGUUUAUUACACCACAUCAAUCGAAAUUCCUUUUCCCGAUAUGAAGAUUUUCAAUCGAAAAAUCUAGAUGUGGCACCACUCGAACCAGAACGCGUGCGGGGCGUUCGAGGGGGGCAGCUCCACCCCGGGCCUGCAACAGGGUGGGGACGACGUGACAGUGGACGACGGGAAGGGGGUAUGAAUUGCAAAUGUGUCUCGGUCUGGAAGGUUGCAACUUGUGAUGCUGCAUUUGGAUACUACAAAAAUCUGUAUUGCAUGAACAGCAAAAGCGGUCUCGUUUCUGCCACGCCGAGAGGGCAUUUCUCGUGCGGUAUAGGCAUCAGGAAGCUCUCGUCACAAAAUCUGUGAUGCUAGGGCAUGCAUCACAGACGUCAGAGGUCAUGCAAACUGUGCAUGACACCUUCCACACCCAGACAUGUUUGCAUUUAAUAGGGGGUGUUCAUCGGGCUGGGCGUUGCCAUCGCGAUUGUCUCCGCGUUGUACCUGUGCUACAAGUGGUAUGGAUGUGUCAGAAUCGAAAUUGACAAAUAUCGAAAACUUUGUGAUGCAUAAAAUCGAUACCAGUUGGGGCCUCAGUUUCCAAGUGGCGCAUGACAAAUUUCGGGAGCACCCAAAUCCAGUCUGUCGUGCUGUUUGGACAAAGAAGACUGUUCCUGCCAUGCUACUCUGGCAGCGCAUUGCAUACCCCUAAACAGGCUUACAAUCGGUCUCAGUUGCCUGCUCCCCAACACAGGCCUUCAGUGCCCUGCAUUUUAUGCAUCACAAGUUUUUCGAUUUUGUCGAUUUCGAUCCUGACACAUCCAUAAGUGGGCCCAGGGGGUCGUGCGGGAGAAGCACAUGAAGGAGCAUGGGGAGUACCCGAAGAAGCGGACAUCGUCGUUCCAGUCGCCGGGCAAGUCCGGCGGGUGGACGGCGUGGAUGAAGGACGCGAGCUUCACCUGGAACAAAACCAUGUCACCCUGGAAGUCGUUUUCGCCGCAAAAGGACCUGGACAACCACGACGGUAUUGCGCCCGGUGGUCACGCUCACGGGGGAAGCGCGAAUAAACGGGAUUCAUACAAUCGCGGGCCGUCGCUGUGGGAGCUGGCGCAGCAGGAGUACGGCGGCCAACAGGUUGCUGGAGCAGAAUUUCUACCGCAGCACCCUGGGCAGCUUCAACUCCAACACCCACAACUUCUGAACACUAGCGAGCACGAACUUCCCAACAAGAAGAUGAACGGGCGCAUAAGCAAAGGCACUGGAGGUGCAGCAGUUUCUGCGGCGGGACCGCCCCGCGACAGUCGUCGGCCUAGUCAGAACAAGCUUUACGGUGGGGGAAGUACUCACUCGAUCGGGUCAACGGCCGCCAGUGCGACCGCAUCUUCCGCGGCCCCAAGUGCGCGCGGCGUGUACAACAACAAUCCGCCGUUGCCGAGUCCGAACUCGAUGGAAGUCGUGUCUGUCGAUUCUGCGGUCACCCCCCGACACCCGGGCUUGGCGAUCCUGAAUCCCCUGAAACUGUUCCCAACCGACGAGGAAACCAAGCGGGGGUACAAGUUUCCAACCGGAACAUCUUCAAGGCCAACUGGUGCAACUACUACUUCCCAACCAGCGUCUCGCCGCCCAAGCGUGGACUCGCAAAUGAGCCGACAAUCCGCGCAGAUAAAUCAGCGGCCGAGUAAUCGGGUGGCGCCGGUGCCGCCGGGCGCUGCAUCAACCGGAACAAGCACCUCCGCCUCUCGCCGCCCGUCACAAAACACCCAGCUACGCAAUGGUGCGUUAUCGUACCACGUGGCAAACAAAUACGCGGUGCGCUAAGAAGCUCGAUUGGCGCAAUUUAUGAUUUCUUCCGAAUGUUUCAGCUCUACUUUUUUGUGUACGAUAGGUAUACUACAGCAGAUUUCCACAGGUUUUAUUUUCGUAAAGAGCAAGGCUUUUUAACCACGUUUGUUUGAUGAAAGCAUGAUAAAUCGUAGAAAUUUAUUUGGAAAUUAACGCACCACAACACUAGGAUGGGCAGCGAUACUCGUGAUUCUACAUGCACCUUCUUGAAGCCGCAUUUCAGUACUACCACCGGCUACAACGCAAGGUACUGAGAAAGCCUAUUCGCGGAGACGCUGCCAAAAAGGUACACUAGAAGGAGCCAUCGUCGUAUACAUUGAAACUGCAUGUCGACAUAAAAAUGAAUUCAAAUAAAAAUAAUAAGCGAGCACCGGAACACGCUCUCCUCUGCCUAC